CAAAGAGUAGAUAUAACUCUAAGUAGAUGUAAAGAGUAGGUACACUCUGUGGUUCUGGAGCUAUCAGCUGACUUCUUUUUUGUUUCCCAUUUUUUCUAGGGAAUCCAGAUUUGUACUAGAGUCAAAAAGUCUAAAGGAAUGUAAAUUCCUUCGCUUACUGUAGUUUACAUAAAAUGUUUACUCUAUAAUUUUAGUUUUACAUUAAUUUUAUAAAAGUUAUCAUUGUUCGUUGCUUUCUCAUGUUUUAUAUACUUAAUGAGUCAGUUCACUGCUGGGUGUUGUCCUGUAUAGUGACAGUUUGUGUACACUUAUACUGCCAAUGAAACAGUUUUGUAAAUAAUAUUUUAUAAUUGUUAUUUAUUUUGCUGAGAAUAAAAUUAUUUAUUAUGAGUUUGGAGAAGGGUGAAGUCUGUGAUUUGUCAGAUGUUGUUUUAAACGAAAAUAUCAACACAGAUGAGCACGAUAAAAAAUCGUUAAAACAACCAGUACGUGUACUACAUUUUUCGGAUGGCGAUCUGGAAUAUUCUGAAGAUGAAGUGGAUACCACAGAAGUAAAUAAAGUAGAACAUAUAGACCCAAAAACCCUUACUUGGUUACCGUGGACUUGGUAUCAAACAACAUGGGUUGGUAACAAAAUAUUGAAUGGUUGUGAUUAUGUUGGUGAAUGGUUGGCAGAUUUUUUUGGCAUCACAUCCCCAAAAUAUGAAUUUGAAAUUAAUGAAUUUUAUAGACUUCAGGCUCUUGAAAAUGAAAAGAAACAUAAACAGGAUUUAGAAAUGGGAGGAUGGAAUCCUCAGAACCAAAAUAAUCUUAUUAAUAGUAAUAAUAUAUAAUAAAAUACUGAUUAUUGUAUUUUGCAAUAUUUAUUCACUAAAUUAAUAUUUUAUUAAUAAACAGUAUUAUCAAUACUGAAAUAUUUAAUACUUCAAAAAUCAUUUUCAUUUAUUUAAAUGUCACGCAUAAAAUAAUAAGUGUAUGAUACUUGAUUAAUGCAAAUCAGUAAUAUAAAUAAACAUGCAAGUAUAAAAAUGCUAUUUUUGUGAAAAAGUUAACAGUACUGUAAAUAGUAGUAGUUGAACAUGAGCUAAACAUUACUGUAAAUCGUUAUUUAUAUAGAGAAUGUACAAUAUACAAAAUUGUUUUGUUAUCAAGACACUUAAUAUUAAAAUAUUUUUAUACAUAAAUUGUGACAUAAAAAUCUUGUAUAAUUAAUAUACAUAUUAUAAUGACUUAAAAACAUGUAACUAAUUUCUAAAUACAGUUGUAUUAUAAAA
Megachile rotundata (alfalfa leafcutting bee) is the source of this 1274-nucleotide messenger RNA. Its product is annotated as protein FAM177A1. Lineage: Eukaryota; Metazoa; Arthropoda; Insecta; Hymenoptera; Megachilidae. The record is from RefSeq and is a predicted model, not a curated record.